Molecule: messenger RNA, 1359 nt
Organism: Peromyscus eremicus (cactus mouse)
Lineage: Eukaryota; Metazoa; Chordata; Mammalia; Rodentia; Cricetidae
Gene: Rbm7
Product: RNA binding motif protein 7
Exons: 5
Coding region: 120-917 (265 amino acids)
Biological process (GO): regulation of alternative mRNA splicing, via spliceosome
Cellular component (GO): nucleus
Molecular function (GO): single-stranded RNA binding
Source: RefSeq, a predicted model, not a curated record
CGUGACGUCUGAACGAGAGGACGCGGGUCUUCCCGAGAGUGCGCAGUGGGGUCGGUCGGUCGGUCGGCUGGCUGGCUGUGAGCAGUCAGACUAGGCCCGAGACUGGAAGCGACGCGGAGAUGGGGGCGGCGGCCGCCGAGGCCGACCGCACUCUGUUUGUGGGCAACCUGGAGACGAAGGUGACGGAGGAGCUCCUCUUCGAGCUGUUCCACCAGGCUGGGCCAGUAAUAAAGGUGAAAAUCCCAAAAGAUAAAGAUGGCAAACUGAAACAGUUUGCAUUUGUGAAUUUCAAACACGAAGUGUCCGUUCCUUACGCCAUGAAUCUUCUCAAUGGAAUCAAACUUUUCGGGAGGCCUAUCAAAAUUCAGUUUAGAUCAGGAAGUAGUCACGCCUCUCAGGAUGCCAGUGUGUCAUAUCCCCAGCAUCAUGUUGGAAAUUUAAGCCCCACCUCCACAUCUCCUAACAGCUAUGAAAGGACGGUGGGUAACGUAACUCCAUCAGCACAGAUGGUUCAGAGGUCCUUCUCUUCUCCAGAAGAUUAUCAGCGGCAAGCAGUAAUGAACAAUGUUUUCAGACAGAUGUCAUAUGUUGGGAAAUUUGGUUCUCCACAUGCAGAUCAGUCGGGAUUUUCGCCAUCAGGUCAACCACACGCUCAUACCUUUAACCAGUCUUCCAGCUCCCAGUGGCGCCAAGAUGCACUGUCAUUACAGCGUAAAAGACAGAAUUCUCACCCCUACCUAGGAGAUAGACACUAUAGCCGUGAGCAACGCUACUCUGAUCAUGGGUCUGACUAUCAUUACAGAGGAGGCCGAGAGGAUUUCUACUAUGACGACAGGAAUCAUAAUGACUGGAGCCAUGACUAUGAUAACAGAAGAGACAGUAGUAGAGGUGGGAAAUGGCCCUCAUCUCGACACUAACAAGCAUUCCAAGGACAUUGUUUACAGGGCCAUUUUAGGCCCUUUUAAUUAAGUCAUUCAGGAAGUAUUUCUAAAAACUGUACAGAGUAGCCCCACAAUUUUCCACCUGUCUUUGAAAAAAAAAUUUUUGAACCCGGCAGCAGUUUCAUAGAGAACUGGGAACCGUGGCUCCACAUUUGUCACUUCAGUUACCUUCCCUCAGGGUUUCAGAAGAGGAAGGAUUUUAUACAAGAGAAUGGGCCACCAUGCCAGUCAUUUCAGCCUAGGAAAGAUGAACUGUAUAGAUUGGUUGAUUAUAAAGCAAAUAUUUGAGUUAUCUCACCCUUUUGUGUUGCAAGAAAUUUCUUGGUAAUGAAAUCAUUUUGCUGUAUAUAGUAGGAAACAUCCAAGUUGGUAGUCUGAAAUGGCUAUCUGCAUUUUAUUAAUAAAUGAGAAAAUAGGA